Messenger RNA from Amyelois transitella, 696 nucleotides. RefSeq names its product osteocalcin 2-like. NCBI's taxonomy places the organism in Eukaryota, Metazoa, Arthropoda, Insecta, Lepidoptera, Pyralidae. The transcript has 3 exons. The coding region runs from base 1 to 696 and encodes 231 amino acids. The record is from RefSeq and is a predicted model, not a curated record.
AUGGUUGAAACAUGGAUAGAUAUGAAUAUAAAAAACCAGGGUCCUGUUAAAUCAAUGGAAGGCAUCAUUUCAGAAACAACGGAUACACCUAUUGAAUCAUUACCGUCACCUCUUCUAGAUUUCGAGAAUUCUGAUGUUGAAAAAAUGGAAAAUAACAAUUUUGGAACAGAAAUUUCUCCUGCGGUAAAUACUACAGAGGUUGCAAGUGAGCUUAACUCCUCAAAGAGUGGAGAUUUUUCACCAUCUGAAGGAUCAGAUUAUAAACCGCCACGAACUGUGAAACAUAAGAGUAUAUUUAAAACUAGAUCUCCCAAACGUAGCACCUCGUCCAGUUCUUCAAGUUCCAGCAGUAGCUCGUCUAGUUCCAACAGCAGCAGCUCAUCUAGUUCGUUGAGUUCAUCUGACACUGAUAAUAGGGGUAAUACUGAUGAGGCUGAUGGUAAUACGGAAAGUGUUGAAGUUUAUAACGACCCAGGACCCCUUGUGGAUACGAGUGAAGAUCACACUGAGCAAGUAUCCAAUAUAAAAGACGAUACCACAAUUUGCUUUUUCUGGCACGAGGGUCUUGGCAAACGCGGCGCCAAUGAAAUAGGAACAUGCCUUUACAAGUUUUUGGAGGAUCUUUCUAACAAACAACCAGAUAAAGACAUAAUAUUUUAUUCGGAUAAUUGCUGCGGGCAGCAAAAAAAUAAGUAA